Molecule: messenger RNA, 1405 nt
Organism: Prorocentrum cordatum
Lineage: Eukaryota; Dinophyceae; Prorocentrales; Prorocentraceae
Source: the annotation of a GenBank genome assembly
GGGCCCACGGAGGCCGAGGACAGCGAAGAGCCGCCACCGCGAUUUGGUCGUGGCUUUGGAGGUCCGGGCUGCCCAUACGUGGUGGCCACUCCUGCGCGCAGCCGUUGAGAAGCUGGGCGCUCUCCUGGACGACGAGAGCGCCGAGGUGAGGCGGGCGGCCGCGGAGGCGCUGAGCCGCCUCGGCCCGCAGACCGCGGCCCUCGAGGAGAGGGUGCUGCGGCUGCUGGCAGACGCCGACGUCCGCGUGCGCGCCGCGGCUGCGCGCGCCGCGGGCAGCUUCGGCGAGGUAAGAGUGGCUGCCAUUGGAUCUCUCGCGAGAUUCGGGCCUCGCGGCCAGAUGUAUGCCGACAUCGCGCGCAGUAUGCAGGACGAGGACUGCGGCACCGCAGUCGCCGCGAUAGAGGCGCUUGCAGGCAUGGGUCAAAGGUCGGAGGGUGCAAGCUGUGCACUAACACGGGUCUUGGGCGCAGAAGCGGUGCAUAUGCCUCGUCCCUCGUCGUCGUCCUCCUCUUUCUCCUCGUGCUCCUCCUCCUCCUCCUCCUCCUCUUCCUCCUCCUCCUCCUCCUCCUCAAGGCAUCUGGGUGAGGAGCACAGGUGCACUGAGCGACAGGCGCUCGCUCCCACACGUUUCCCUGCAUGCCUCUUUUCUGAGACAUCCCCUCUUGCAUCUUAUCCAUGCGAAUGGCUUAUAGAUGCUUCUGCGUGGGCUGCUGGCUCCUGAUCGUCAUCGAGGGCUGGACUUCGUGUCGGCUUCCCCCGGCACUUCAUGGUGGAGGGCGCAGAAGUGCGGGGACGAGAUUACCGACCGAAAGGGGAACGCGGACCGCAUGAAGGAGGGUAUGAACGACACCACGGGCGAGACUGCGCGCGGUGAGCGCACUCUGACUGACGCCUGCCUGGACAGGGCCCCGUCCCAGAACGAACUGAAUCGAUUGUAUGCGGCCCGCGAUCCUCCUCUUCUCCCCUCUGUCGUUGCGAUCGAUUGCGCGAUUUCGGGCCCGACCGAUUCGAGCUGAACUUGCCUCUGACCGUCUCAAUCCGUUUGCGUUUUUGACCUGUAGCUAUGCGGCUACUGCGCUAUGUUGUGUCGGGGUGAGCUUAUUCGUCGUUCACCUUCGGCCCGCUAUGUAGUGUGGAGUGCCUAGGCGAGCCCCCCGCGGUUUCCCCAAAUGGGGGUCUUGCUUGGCCAGCGGUAUUCCCCUGCGGGGCCCCAAAGAUUAUCGUGCCCCAAAGUGGUUCUCGAACACCUGAUCCGUUUUUUGUUUUUCCCUUGAGGGCCCUCAGGGUGCGCUUGCUCGAGGCCGCGGUACUUAAUCGGAUCAUUGGUGCUGCUCUGCUCUGCUCUCUCCUCACUUUCCCCCUCCUCCUCCUCCUCCUCCUCCUCCUCCUCCUCCUCCUCCUCCUC